This is a messenger RNA of Seriola dumerili (greater amberjack), 702 nucleotides long. It is a transcript of the gene nanos3, whose product is annotated as nanos C2HC-type zinc finger 3. Gene Ontology annotation, cellular component: perinuclear region of cytoplasm. The record is from RefSeq and is a predicted model, not a curated record. Gene Ontology annotation, molecular function: zinc ion binding; mRNA binding. Gene Ontology annotation, biological process: negative regulation of translation; oogenesis. The transcript has a single exon. The coding region runs from base 1 to 702 and encodes 233 amino acids. Lineage: Eukaryota; Metazoa; Chordata; Actinopteri; Carangiformes; Carangidae.
AUGAACCUUAUGGUUUGGAGUCUCUUUCAGCACCAGCCGCGCUUCAUGGAGUCCGACAGCAACAGUUUCCAGCCCUGGAGAGACUACAUGGGACUGUCGAACACAAUCAGAGAGAUCCUGGCACGGAACACCGCCACUGAGUCCUCACUGCCAGCCCUCUCGCGCUCGGAAUCUGAUGAUCUGUGCAAGACUUCGGUAUCUGUGCGCAAUAAUGCAGUUAUCCAAAGUGGCUGUGGGGAAAACUGUGCGCCAGGUGAAUUUGCACCGCCAGGUGAAUUUGCACCGCCAGGUUCCGUUACUCAACAGCACCUGGCUCAUGGUUUGUGGCACGCACCAGACUCCGUUCGUGAUGAUACGCCCGAUGCGGUGGAUUUUAAACCAGUGUCAAAACCUCCGGGAUCCCGGGGGCCAAAAGACCGCAAGAAGACGUCUAAGACGACUCGUUUCAAAACACCUGAGCCGCCAGCGACACCUCCAUCCCCUGAGCGCAUGUUCUGCAGCUUCUGCAGGCACAACGGGGAGUCUGAGCUGGUUUACGGAUCUCACUGGCUGAAGAACCAGGCAGGAGAGGUUUUGUGUCCAUAUCUGCGGCAGUACGUGUGUCCCCUCUGCGGAGCCACGGGGGCCAAAGCUCACACCAAGCGCUUCUGUCCGAGGGUGGACAGCGCGUACAGCUCCGUGUACGCCAAGUCCAGACGCUGA